This is a messenger RNA of Pistacia vera, 878 nucleotides long. Its product is annotated as mediator of RNA polymerase II transcription subunit 10b-like. The record is from RefSeq and is a predicted model, not a curated record. The coding region runs from base 147 to 692 and encodes 181 amino acids. NCBI's taxonomy places the organism in Eukaryota, Viridiplantae, Streptophyta, Magnoliopsida, Sapindales, Anacardiaceae. Gene Ontology annotation, biological process: positive regulation of transcription by RNA polymerase II. The transcript has 6 exons. Gene Ontology annotation, cellular component: mediator complex; chromatin. Gene Ontology annotation, molecular function: transcription coregulator activity.
GAACGCGCAUUCAUGGCCAAAACGAAUUCAGAAUAAAACACCAGAUUGAUUUGAAAAUUUCAACAGAAUUGGUGAUUACUGAGUAGAAGAUAAAAGUAAUUUCGGCGGCGAAGAACUGUUGUAACUUUCAGUUAUAGAUAGGAGAUAUGGAUGCAUCGCAGAAUGCAAUUGGGGGGACCGUGAGUAAUCAAACUAACGAUGCAGCUGCAGUGGCAGCUGAUGAGGCGAAGCAGAACCUAAACCAAGUUAUUAACUCAAUUCAGAAGACUCUUGUUCUGCUCCACCAGCUCUACCUCACUGUCUCUUCAUUUAAUGCUGCUUCGCAGCUGCCUCUCCUUCAACGACUGAAUUCUUUGGUUACGGAGCUUGACAACAUGGCUAAAUUGUCUGAGAAGUGCGAAAUUGAGGUUCCGAUGGAAGUCCUUAAUUUGAUUGAUGAUGGAAAAAAUCCGGAUGAAUUCACGAGGGAUGUUAUAAACAAUUGCAUUGCUAAAAAUCAGGUCACCAAAGGCAAAACUGAUGCUUUCAAGAGUUUACGUAAGCAUCUUUUGGAGGAACUUGAGCAGACAUUUCCCGAUGAAAUUGAAGCAUACAGGGAGAUACGUGCUAGUUCUGCUGCUGAAUCGAAACGACUUCCUCAAUCACAAAAUAUGUUACCAAAUGGAGAUGUGAAAGUUAAAUCCGAGCUUUAAAUGUUAGUUUAUCCAGAUGGGCUGGGGUUUCUUGUCUACUUUUGCUGUGUAAUACUUUUGAGUUGCUUGACUGCAUGGAUAUGUAGAUCUAAUAUGGCAGCAUUUAUUGUUUGAAUUCGAGGAUGUGAGAACUUGUGAUCAGUUGUUUAUAGAUCAAUAAAAAUAUUCUUUUGGAAGGUUAAUAGA